AUGGAAUGGUUUCCUAGUUUUGAUGCUGACAAACAAAGAUCUUCACGUUCCACAGCUUGGGUCAAGUUUCCUGGGCUUCCAAUGGAAUUCUGGAUUGAAAAAACGUUACUUGCAAUGGGGAAAACUCUAGGAUUUCCUAUUGUGGUUGAUAAAAGAACGUUGGCACAUGAGUAUGGUCACUUUGCUUCGGUCCUCAUUGAUAUUGAUUUUGCUGAGCUCAAAUAUGAUGAUAUUAAUGUCACUGUGGGAGAACGUGAGUUUUGUCAACCUUUUGAGAUCCUUAAAAGACCUAAAUUCUGUUCUAAGUGCAGCAUUAUUGGGCAUUCAGAUGGGGAAUGUAGAAAGAAAACAAGAGGUGAAGAUGUCAAAGCUCCGCAAGUGGAUGCUGAUUCACAACAGGCUAUUGUGUUAGUUAACAAGCAACAGCAUCAUGAGAACAAUGCUGGUACUUCAAAUAAUGUGGCUGAUAAUGUUUUUUGCAUCAGUGACACUGUUGAGUUGGAACAACAGUUGCAGGAUAGUUUAGCUCAAUCUGAAGCUGUUUUGCGUAUGGCAUCUGCUGAGGUUGAAAAACACAAGCAAGCCAUUCUUACGCAUUCAGUAUUAGAUAGCAGGGGGAAUGUUGAAUUGGCAAGAACUAAACUUCCUCCUCCUGCUAGGAUUGAUAUUACAUCCUCGUCCACACCUUUGUGUAAUGCGCUUGAAGAAACUUCAGAAUUUGUCUCUAACAACAAGUUUAACAUCCUAAGUGACAAGGCUGGAAAUGAUGUUUUGGUUUUCAGUAAACUUGGUGAGCUUACAAAACAAGCUAAGAGGCAGCAGGUUAUAGAUAUGCAAAACAAAUUGAAUGCGUUAACUGAUCAGGAUCAGGAUUCCUUGUCAGACUCGGAUGAGACAUUGGGUAUUCGUACUCGUAAGGAAUCAGUUCCUAAAUCCUCCUCAAACUCGGUUAAGCAACUGAAGCUAAAUAAUAAACUCCAACCCAGAGUUUAA
Molecule: messenger RNA, 993 nt
Organism: Papaver somniferum (opium poppy)
Lineage: Eukaryota; Viridiplantae; Streptophyta; Magnoliopsida; Ranunculales; Papaveraceae
Exons: 3
Coding region: 1-993 (330 amino acids)
Source: RefSeq, a predicted model, not a curated record